Molecule: messenger RNA, 3507 nt
Organism: Clonostachys byssicola
Lineage: Eukaryota; Fungi; Ascomycota; Sordariomycetes; Hypocreales; Bionectriaceae
Source: the annotation of a GenBank genome assembly
AUGCCUCAGAUUAGCCCUUUGACAAAUCGUCUGAAAGACGCAACCAUUGCCACUUGGCAUCUCGGUCUGACCUGCUUUGGUGGCCCUCCAGUUCAUUUUCGAAUUUUUCAUACCCUUUUUGUCCAGAAAUUGCAAUGGAUUGAUGAACAAAUGUACCAAGAGUUCUUCAGUAUAUCUCAGGCGUUGCCGGGACCUGCCAGCACCAAAAUGUUGUUUUGCAUUGUUCAGAUGCAUGAUGGACUUUUGGCUAGCAUUCUUGCCUUUUUCUACUGGAGCAUUCCAGGAGCUGUCGGAAUGUACGGACUGUCUUUGGGUAUCGCGGCUAUUCAAGACACCCUACCCGAUCCCGUAUAUCCCUUGCUAUCCGGGCUAAAUGCUGCCACCACAGGCGUCAUUGCUCUUGCAGCUAUAGAGCUCUCGGAGAAGGCAGUGACGGACCGCCUGACAAGGAUUAUUUUGAGCUUCAGUGCUUUUGCAGCCCUCCUUUACAGCGCAAUCUGGUAUCUCCCUGUCUUGAUGGUCAUCAGUGGCAGUGCUACGCUUCUGUAUGACUUGAAAAUCAUUCACAAGGUGCUUCGAAAAGCCCGCCAGGCCAUCAGGGCUCGAUUGGAUCAUCCUUCGGACCAAGUUCGCGAUUCUCAGACAGUGCAGGAAUCUCAAACUCAGUUAUCUCAACAAGCUACUAUGGCGAACGGCGGUAUCUUGCCAACCAAUGCCGACACUUCGUCGGUGGGCACACGCAACGAGGUAAGGGUAAUACCUCGAGAUUAUCCUCUGACACUCCGGUGGAGAUCCAGCGCCAUAGUCAUCAGUUCUUUCGUUGUUGCCUUCGUAGUUAUCAUGGUACUGCGAGCGGUUCUCUCCGAACCACCCGUGCUCUAUAGAAUGUUCUCGAACCUCUGGCUGGCUGGAACAAUAAUCUUUGGCGGGGGCCCUGUUGUCAUCCCUUUGCUGAGAGAGUACAUUGUUGCCGAAGGGUGGGUUCCGCCGCGAGACUUCUUGAUAGGCUUGGCUGUCAUCCAGGCAUUCCCAGGUCCAAACUUCAACUUCGCUGUGUUUUUGGGCAGUUUGACUGCAGUCAAUAAUGCCACGCCUUCCAUCGUUGGAGCAGCCGUGGGGUUUGUGGCCAUCUUCACUCCAGGAAUGGUCUUGGUGCAUGGAACCAUGGGCAUCUGGCCUGCCCUACGCAACAGACCUUGGGUCAAAUCGCUGGUCAGAGGGGUGAGCACUUCUGCUGUGGGGUUCAUUUUCACUGCUGUAUAUCGAAUUUGGCAAAUUGGUCUUUUGGAGGCGAACGACGAGUCGGGCAAGUCUUUGGGUAACGACCCUUGGUGGCUGGUUGUGGCUGGAACUGCUUUUGUCGGCGGGCGGUAUUUUCGUAUUCCACCCCCCCUCUGCAUUUGCCUUGGUGCAAUCAUGGGACUUGGGUGGUUUGGGGUGGUCUCGGCUUGGAGAUGUCGUUCAGGAAUUUUCCCCUCCAACCUCACCAAUCCAACACAAAACAUUGACCUUGCAUCAUCCCAAUACCCGCCACCCACAUCAAAUCACGAGCUCUUGAUGGAACGCGAUAUACAGGAUGGUACAGCCAAGUUCCAGAGACCAGUGGUCCGGCACAGCCGCUCUUCCACCAAGGUUCUCAAGGCCUGGUUCAUUUCACACUCUUCCUGGCCAUACCCAAGCCAAGACGAGAAGGACACACUCAGCUCCCAGACCGGCAUGACUGUCAGACAAAUCUCCCACUGGUUCGUAAAUGCCCGGAGACGUCAUGGAGACAAACUGUCGAAUGAAGACUCCGCGAUCAAGUCGCCGCACCCAUCCCCCAUUUCGCGAUCGGCUCCUACGAGCAUCCAAUCCAAGCGUGGAGGUUCAAACCGCUCGCAUGACAGUCCACAUCGCGAUAUGACCCCCUUCGAUCGCUGGAGGCAUAGCCCACCCGAGGAUGAUCAUGUCCCUUUGCAAGCCAUUGCCCAGGCCGCCCAAGAUAGUGUAGACAUCUCGAAGACCAAUAAUGACGCUGCCGCCUGGAUUGAAUCCGUUGAUUCUGCUUCGUCGCUCGGGUCUUUCGACUUCUCCAGCUCAAACGCCUCUAGCGGCUCUUCGGCGUACUCUCACGGUUCCUUCGAUCUGACCGGUAGUCUGUACAGUCUAGGUGGCCGCUCACGGGGGCGAAAGCGACAUCAGACAACAAGAUCCACGCGUCGUCGUGCUGGGAAGGCAACCAAGGAGGAGCGACUAUACCAGUGCACUUUUUGCACGGACAGAUUCAAAACAAGAUAUGAAUGGACUCGACACGAAGGCACACUUCACCUCGCUCUUGAAAAGUGGACGUGCCUCCCCUUCGGGCCAUUACGCCGUGAUCCUGCAAAUGAUACUGCAAACUGCGCAUUCUGUGGCAUGCUUGAUCCUGACCAAGCCCAUUUGAACUCACAUCGUGCGGCCGAGUGCAUUGCCAAACCACCCGAGGCCCGGACAUUCUUUCGUAAAGAUCACCUGCGCCAACAUCUUCGCCUCAUUCACGGCGUCCCCGAAGUGAGAGACUGGAUGAGUACAUGGAGAUUCAAAGAGGUGAACAUCAAGUCGAGGUGUGGAUUUUGCGAGGAGACCUUCACGUCCUGGCCUGACCGCAAUGACCACAUCUGCGAUCACUUUCGCGAAGGAGCGCAGAUGAUCGACUGGAAAGGCUGCAGGGGCUUGGAGCCAGCAGUCGCCCUACUCGUGGAGAAUGCCAUGCCUCCAUAUCUCAUCGGUUUAGAGUCCACCGACGCCGAGCCAUUCAGCGCCUCGAGAGGCACCACUAAGAAGAUCUCGGCCAUGAACGAUGGGAAUGCCUGCCAACCUUCGCCGACGUCAUUCGAAUCGCUGACCGCGCGGAUCGGUGACUACGUUCGAAUAGCGAGAGAGAAUGGUCUAGACCUGAGCGACGAGGCUUUGCGCCGCCAGGCUCGUCUCAUUUUAUACGAUGAUGACGAUCCAUUAAAUCACACACCCGCAGACAAUGCGCAGUGGCUGGCCAUGUUCAAAUUAGGCUAUGGACUCCAGGACAGCCCUUCAGCAACACAGCUGAACAGCAACCAGCAACUGAUGAUGAAUACAAACGCGAGCAGCCUUGGUCCAACUCUUGGCCCGUUCACGCUCCAAAAACUACAGCAAGCAGCCGGGCAUAACCAAGCAAUGCUUCCAUCCAAUCUCGACGUCCUCCCCGAUGGGUUCAACACGGAAAAUUGGGGGGCUUCGAACAUGCAGGUGCCAUGGUCGUGGCAGACGCCAGAGUGCCUGGCAGAGUUCAGCCAACUGUGCCAGCAGCCCGAUUCGACCACGGCUUGUCAGAGAAGCAAAGAUGAUAGUCUGGGGCUGUUCCCAGAAGUCGGAGGAGCCACGGGACUGGAAACUGCCACUAUGCCUGCCUCACUAACAGCAUUCGAGUAUGCGUCUACGGGGGGUGGCUUCGAUCACGACGAGAUGCCCUUGGACAUGAGACUACUUUUUGAAUCCGAAUUUGAUGUGUAG